AUGAUCAAACCGAAAGUCCCCAUGGAACGGAAGGUACUCGAUCGCAACGCCGCUGCAGCUGCGAAUGCUGCACAAAAAGCUGCAUCCUCGAAGAACCAUGCGCCGCCGCCGCCCGCCCUCGUCACGGAGCCCACCGAGUAUGGAGAGCGAUACUCGACCGGCGCAUUUCUGGGGAAAGGAGGGUUUGCUGUUUGUUACGAGGGCACAUUGCUACGCAAUAACCGAGUCUUCGCGAUGAAGGUGGUAAAGUCGGAAAUGACCCAGAAGAAGAUGCAGGAGAAGUUUCGGACCGAACUUCAGAUCCACUCGAAGAUGCGACACCCUCAUAUCGUCGGCUUUCAUCGCGCGUUCGCUUUCGAUCAGAGCACCUACGUGAUUCUCGAGCUUUGUCCCAAUGGGUCGGUUAUGGACAUGGUCAGGAAAAGGAAGUGUUUGAGUUUGCCGGAAGUCCGACGAUUGAUGAUCCAGCUUUGCGGUGCAGUGAAAUAUCUGCAUAAGCGAAAUGUUGCGCAUCGUGAUUUGAAGAUGGGUAACUUGUUCCUGGAUCAGAACAUGGAUAUCAAAGUGGGAGAUUUCGGGUUGGCGGCCAUGAUAAUUUCAGAGCGGGACGAAAAACGGAGAAGGACGCUAUGCGGAACGCCGAAUUAUAUCGCACCGGAAGUUUUGGAUAAGACUAAAGGGGGCCAUACGCAAAAAGUCGACAUCUGGUCCCUAGGUGUUAUAUGCUUUGCGAUGCUCACAGGCUACCCUCCGUUUCAAUCGAAAACCCAGGAAGAAAUAUACAAGAAAGUCAGAAACCUCACAUACGUGUGGCCCAAAGGCCCAGACUGCGCCAACGACAUUCCAGAAGAAGCGAAGUCGCUAGUCAGUUCUUGUUUGAAUUUGGCAGAAGAGGAACGACCCGACCCCGACGAUAUUGUUGAGCACCCCUUCUUCAGCAUGUACGACGGAUGCAUCCCGCGGAGAUUGGAGCCUGAGUGCUGCCUUGCUAAGCCGUUCUGGCUUACAACGGAUCAGCCUCGCGGCGACAACAUUAUGAUUGGCCACAGCUUGGAGUAUGACGAGAAACUUUCCGGCUAUAUAGAUAACGUCGACGACCCGAGCCAGCGAUACCACAUUUGCAAAGCCGCCUUUUACACUUUCUGCGGCGUUGGGAGGAAGCCAGAUGGGUCUGCGCGUAAGGCUGCUGGCAAGCACGGCUCCAAGUCUGCGUUCGCUGAAUGCUUCGCGGAAGAGGAGAAGGGACUUCAACCCGUUAUUCCUUUGCCGGAAGAUAUCGUCUACAGCUACCCCUACAAUCCAGAGGGAGAUUGGAGUGUUCCGGAGCUGUUGCUAACUAAGCGCAGAGACUGUUCGUCGCUAGAAAGCUCCGUUCUGUCUUCGAAGAGUACUGCACCAGCUCGCAGCAAUGUUGUGUCACAAUCGCGAACGCAGGCCGCAUUAGCUGCAGCCCAGCAGCGCCGACAGGAAUCUCAGAGCCAUGCAGCCACUCUUCGACAGCAAGCGACCGGCCGAGGCUCGGUCAGAAAGGUUCCAACCCUUUGCGAUCCCCCAGGCCCCGGACCACGACCGUUGGAAAACGUGCGCGUGGAUGAUGAUGCGUUGUCAGUGCCGGGUGGACCAACAGGUGGUCUCGCGGAUCGUCCCAUUCGCGCGCGCCGUGGGGUGGCCGCUUCGUACUCAGGCUCAACGCGUGGCUCGGAUAGAAACCUGGUACCACAGGUCUCCCGAAUUACCAGUGAUGCAGCGAUGCUGACAGUUGGGAAGACUCGCUCGCAGUCUCGACGGCUAGAAGCCGCGAACAAGGGCGGACCAGGGCUUCCACUACCUAGAGAGCGAAUCACCACAACAACAAUUGACAGCGCUCCAAUCCGGCCGCGACCCGCAUCAAUUCCGGUUGCCCCUAAGUUGGAGAAACCCGAGGCGCUGAAACCGGUCGAGCCAUUGAAGCCAGAGCCUCGACCCACCCCAGCUGAAGAAGUUCACCGUCUACGACCGGAACCUCAAUCUCAGCCUCAAGCGAUACUUCGAACUGGCAGUAAGACGUCAUUAUCUUCCGCCAAUAAGCCUCGCUCGUCUCUCGGAACGCACCCGCUUUUUCAUCGCGAUGACUCGUGCGAAUCUCUCCCGGGGACUUCUAUUGCCGAUACCAAUGCGGACCUACGACACAUGCUUUCAAACCUGGUGCCAAACUCAUCUGUUCGACGGCGUGCAGUCGCGAGGAGGGAACCGCAUACGUACGUUAUCAAAUGGGUUGAUUACACCAAUCGAUACGGUAUCGGUUACGUCCUGGACGAUGGGAGCGUCGGAUGCGUCUUUAGAGCGGGAAAUGGCAAUCCGGCUACUGGUGUCGUCGUGCGUGAAGGGGAGAAGCACAUCCGUCGCAAGGCGCGCAGCCAUGAGAAACGGGAGGGAGACGUAUUUACCUACUCGGAAGCCGACCAACUUGUGCCUCGCCAAGGGAAGCCGGUUGAAUUCUACGAGAACUGUGACAACGACGCAUCCGGAUUCCACGGAGGUGUGCGGCGCGCAGCAGUCUCACCUUCGCUAUUUGAAGUCAAACCAUCAUCGAAUGGCUCAUCUAGCUCGGGCGUCAAGGUUCGCACAAAUUCUGGUAUUGAUUGCGCGCGAGCCGACGCUGAGAAGAUUAAACGCGUCAAAUUGGUGGAUCAGUUUGGCAAGUACAUGAUCGGAUCUCUGGGCCGACAUGGCGACGAGGCAUUCCUCGAGGACCAAGCCUCAACCGGGCCCCAAGGACAGUUCAUCAAGUACUACCAGCGCCUAGGUAACGUCGGUGUGUGGGGCUUUGGGGAUGGUGCUCUUCAGUUCAACUUCCCCGACCACACCAAACUCGUUAUCUCGCCAGGUCGCACCAGAAGUUCAUCGCCCUGGAUCGAUUUCUACCACCUGUCGCCCUCGGCCGCUCGUUACUUGAGCGCCAAAGGAAAGAUGCACCCCGCUGGAUUCGACACGCGGGCGCUGGCAUCGGACGAGGUCGGAACGUUCCUCAGCAUUGCGUACGGAGCGACAGCUAGUCCGAUGGAUGAACGUAUUCGCGACAUCCUCGACGCCAACUCCUUCCUUCAAAAGAUCGGAUUCCUGAAAGACGUCUUGAAAGGAUGGCUUAAACACGGCCGAGUCGGAGGCCGCCCAUUCGACAAAUCCCUGGGAGUAGAAGGGGGCCUACGAUCGCUCGACAUGUUCUGGGAGGGAGCCCAGGAGAGGGCACAUGGGUCAAAGUUUGUUUGGGUUACAGUGGGGGCGCCUGGAGGGGACGGCGAGUACCGAUCCAUCACUCUUAGGGAAAAGGACAAAAAGGUGGAAGCAACCCAUGAACAGGAGAUGGGGAUGCUGAGGGAGCGGUUGCGAAUGCUGGGGGUACCGUCAUAA
Messenger RNA from Aspergillus affinis, 3390 nucleotides. Its product is annotated as Pkinase-domain-containing protein. Gene Ontology annotation, molecular function: protein binding; ATP binding; protein kinase activity. Gene Ontology annotation, biological process: protein phosphorylation; regulation of protein localization to mitotic spindle pole body; regulation of cytokinesis. Gene Ontology annotation, cellular component: spindle pole; cytoplasm; nucleus. The record is from RefSeq and is a predicted model, not a curated record. The transcript is spliced from 4 exons. The coding region runs from base 1 to 3390 and encodes 1129 amino acids. Lineage: Eukaryota; Fungi; Ascomycota; Eurotiomycetes; Eurotiales; Aspergillaceae.